This is a messenger RNA of Mustela lutreola (European mink), 8023 nucleotides long. RefSeq names its product myocardin (gene MYOCD). The coding region runs from base 342 to 3284 and encodes 980 amino acids. The record is from RefSeq and is a predicted model, not a curated record. Gene Ontology annotation, biological process: cardiac muscle cell differentiation; smooth muscle cell differentiation. Lineage: Eukaryota; Metazoa; Chordata; Mammalia; Carnivora; Mustelidae. The transcript is spliced from 14 exons.
CCUUCAUAAAGGCGUGGUGGCGAUACUCCGCGGUCGCUGGCAGUCUAUGACAUCAGCCGGGCACGCCUGGGAUGCCGCCGCGGCCGGCCGGACUCGGCGCAGGAGGAGGGUCCCGCCGGCUAGGAGUCAGUUAGCCCCGCGCAGCGAGGGGGGAGCCGCCGGCUGCCUGGGGACACCAGUCUCGGCCGCCGGCCGCCGCGGUCCUCCCACCCAGGGGCGCUCCCGGAGAGUUGGAUGCGUUCUGGGUUGUUAGCGGCGCUCCGCUGGGCUCCCGGGAGCCCGUUCCUGGUGGAAAACAGGGGGCGUCUGGCCAAGGGACCAGCGGCUCGUUGAGGCUCAACAUGACACUCCUGGGGUCUGAGCAUUCUUUGCUGAUUAGGAGCAAAUUCAGAUCAGUUUUGCAGUUACGACUUCAGCAGAGGAGGACCCAGGAACAGCUGGCCGGACAAGGCAUAACACCACCACUGAAAAAUCCAACUGAGUUCCAUGAGCAAAGAAAACAUUUGGAUAGUGACAAGACUGAAGACUCCCUCAAGCACAAGGUCAGAAACAGGCCCCACCGCGCGGACGUGGUUAAUAUGCACAUACUCCAAGGCUCCACUGCUGAGAGAUCCAUCCCAACCGCUCAGAUGAAGCUAAAAAGAGCCCGUCUCGCGGAUGAUCUCAAUGAAAAGAUCGCCCUCCGGCCGGGGCCACUGGAGCUGGUGGAGAAGAACAUACUCCCCGUGGAUUCUGCUGUGAAGGAGGCCAUAAAAGGUAACCAGGUGAGUUUCUCCAAAUCGGCAGAUGCAUUUGCCUUCGAAGAGGAUAGCAGCAGUGACGGGCUUUCUCCAGACCAGGCUCGGAGCGAAGACCCCCAGGGAUCAGCGGGAUCCCCUGCAGACACGAAAGCCUCAGAGACCCCUUUGGCAGGUCCUCUGGGGCCCGUCCAGGAUCAUUCUUCUGGCUCCGAAAAUGACAGGAAAGACUCAGCCUCCCAGCCCAGCAGCCAGUCAGACACAGGGAAGCAGGGGCUCGGCCCUCUUGGCAACCCGAUCACUGUGCACGCUGCCGUAAAGUCCAAGUCCUUGAGCGACAGUAAGAACCGCCACAAAAAGCCCAAGGACCCCAAGCCCAAGGUGAAGAAGCUCAAAUACCACCAGUACAUCCCGCCGGACCAGAAGGCAGAGAAGUCCCCGCCGCCCAUGGACUCGGCCUACGCCCGGCUGCUCCAGCAACAGCAGCUCUUCCUGCAGCUCCAGAUCCUGAGCCAGCAGCAGCAGCAGCAGCACCGGCUCGGCUACCCGGGGAUUCACCAAGCUCAGCUCAAGGAGCCAAAUGAACAGAUGGUCAGAAAUCCAAACUCUACUUCAACACCACUGAGCAAUACCCCUUUGUCUCCUGUCAAAAACAGCUUUUCUGGACAAACUGGCGUCUCUUCUCUCAAACCUGGCCCGCUGCCAUCAAACCUAGAUGAUCUGAAGGUCUCGGAAUUGAGACAGCAGCUCCGAAUCCGGGGUCUGCCCGUGUCAGGCACCAAGACGGCCCUCAUGGACCGGCUGAGGCCCUUCCAGGACUGUGCGGGAAACCCCGUGGCCAACUUCGGGGACAUCACGACCGUCACCUUUCCCGUGACGCCCAGCGGCGCGCUGCCCGGCUACCAGUCGUCCCCGUCCGCCGGCGCCCUGUCCAACGGCUUUUAUCACUUCGGCAGCACCAGCUCCAGCCCACCGAUCUCGCCCGCCUCGUCCGACCUGUCGGGAGCGGGGUCCCUGCCCGACACCUUCAACGACGCGUCCCCGUCCCUCUGCCUGCACCCGUCGCCGGUGCACGCGUGCGCCGAGGAGAGCCUGCUGGGCGGCCUGGGCGGGGGCUCGCUGGCGCCCGAGCCGGACGGGCGGGACUCGGAGAAGGACAAGAUGCUGGUGGAGAAGCAGAAGGUCAUCAACGAGCUCACCUGGAAGCUGCAGCAGGAGCAGCGCCACGUGGAGGAGCUCCGGAUGCAGCUGCAGAAGCACAAGAGGGCCGGCGGCCCCGAGAAGCCGCCGCCCUUCCUGGCCGUCCCCAUCAAGCAGGAGGACGCCGUGCCCAGCUGCCCCUUCGCGCCGCAGCAGAGACCCGGGAAGAGGCAAGGCCAGGGGGCCGAGGGCCAAGUGCAGGCGGGCGAAGCGGCCGGGCGCCGGCCCCUGGGGCCUGCUCCCUGCGCCGAGGCCUCGGGCCACAGCGACGCGCUGCCUUCCACCUUCCUGAGCCCCCAGUGCUCCCCGCAGCACUCGCCGCUGGGCGCUGUCAAAAGCCCGCAGCACAUCAGUUUGCCCCCGUCACCCAACAACCAUUACUUCCUGCCCUCCUCCUCGGGCGCCCCGGGGGAAGGGCACAGGAUCUCCUCACCUGUCAGCCAGGUGUGCGCUGCACAGAACUCAGGGGCGCACGAGAGCCAGCCUGCGAGCUUCAGUCCCCAGCCCUCCAGCCUCCACCCCCCUUUCUCUGGAGCCCAGGCAGACAGCAGUCAUGGUGCUGGGGGCACCCCUCGUCCCAAAAGCCCAGGGGUCCAGCAAAAGAUGGCUGGUUUACACUCUUCUUCUGAGAAGACGGGGCCAAAGUUCUCCAUUCCAUCUCCAACAUUUUCCAAGUCCACUUCAACCGUUCCAGAGAUAACCCAGCCUCCGUCCUAUGAAGAUGCCGUCAAGCAGCAAAUGACUCGGAGCCAGCAGAUGGAUGAGCUCCUGGACGUCCUCAUUGAAAGUGGAGAAAUGCCAGCUGAUGCUAGAGAUGAUCAUUCGUGUCUUCAAAAAGUCCCCAAGAUACCUGGGUCUUCCCGAAGCUCCCCAGCUGCCCUGCCCAAACCCUCCUCUUCGGGGGGCCACCUCUCCUUCGAUCACUACGGCGCCGACAGUGAUGAGCACCUUGAAGUCUUACUAAACUCCCAGAGCCCCUUAGGGAAGGUGGGCGAUGUUGCCCUGCUGAAAAUCGGGAGUGAAGAGCCUCCUUUCGAUGGGAUAAUGGAUGGAUUCUCUGGGAAGGCUGCGGAAGACCUGUUCAGCACCCAUGAGAUCUUGCCAGGCCCCCUGUCCCCAAUGCAGACUCAGUUCUCCCCCUCCUCCGUGGACAGCAGUGGGCUACAGCUAAGCUUCACUGAGUCUCCUUGGGAGACCAUGGAGUGGCUGGACCUCACGCCACCAAGCUCCACGCCAAGCUUUAGCUCCCUCGGCACGGGCGGCCCCAGCAUCUUCAACAUUGAUUUCCUGGAUGUCACGGAUCUCAAUCUGAAUUCCCCCAUGGACCUCCACUUACAGCAGUGGUAGACUGCCUGGGCAGAGGCGCUAAGGGAGGCCAGUGGGGAUUUCACGGGGGGAAAAACACACAAUCCCCAAUGUACUCCUAUCGUCCAAAAAGAGGAGGAGGGAAUUGCAAAGAAACAGUGGAGAUGUCUGUGACCAGCAACGAGAGCAAAUCGCAGUCAGUUACUCUCAAUGAUUUCAGCAAUGCAUUCAGAGAUGUGCUUUCUCAGAUCAGAAAUGCCAAAAAGAAAAAAAAAAAUUCACUGCCUUUUCGAAUACCAAUAUUUUUGUAGCCCAUGAUUUUUCUCGGGCAUUGUCCGGGCAUAGUCUCACAUCAUGGAAGCCUCUCUCAUGGGUUUAUUAGACACAGUGCGGAAUGGAAGUGGGGCUCUUCUGGGGUACAGGGACUCUAGCAUAACCAUCAGCGUUUCUGGAGAGUAGACCCAUGGUGGAGGCUGCUUCCCAGCCUCCCUCCCUGUCUUUAAACAGAAAUCAGGCCCCUCUUAGGUUCUCGAGGUAGGAGAGAGGAACAGAACCCAUCCAUUCCCAGGGAAAUAGAAUCAACUCGGCCUCAAAGCUACCCUCUUGAGGUGGUUCCAGUCCAGGAACCCGGGACUAUUUGGUCACAGCUAACGAACCCACAUUUGGUCCACAGAACCCCACUGAGAAUUUCCCUCUUGGUCAACCAGUCACCAGGUCACUCCUGCUGUCUCCAUGGUCAUAAACACCAUGAAACAGCUGAGAACCUUAAAGCAAACAAAACCCCAAACUUCUUGCCAUGGAAGGUUCCCCAACACAACCCCCUUUAGUUUCAAGGACUGGAGGUGACCCCGUGAGCAGUUGGGAAGGCUAUCUCUAGCUUCAGGAAGCCGUACCAGGGAUCAUUCAGACAGUGCUAGAAACCCUUGUUUCAUAUGUCAUGAGAAUAAAUACCAGGGGUUCCUACAACAGGUUGAUGAUUUAUGGGGGUCCAGCUAUUUUGGGGGGAAGGGACUUGGGGGUCCACCUCCAUUUUUCUUUCUCCCACUUUUCUUUCAAAAUACCAAUCUUUUCUUGCUCCUCUUUUGAAACGUUUUUUUCUGCCCCAACAUCAAGAGGACUCCUUAGCUCUCAAAAGCUGCCACAUUCCUAAUAAAGCCAUAUUUUGAAAAGACCAAACUCCAGGUUCUCCCAGAGAACACAUUUUCCAUAUAGCAUCAUUUGCUGGGGGGGGGGGGCAAAAGAAUGUCCUUGGAGGGGGAAAAAUACAAACAAACUGGCGACAUGGCCCAUCACCCCCAAACCUUGUUCCGCUCUCAUUUUAUAUAGCAAUCAGUGAUUUGGGUGGUUUGGGGGAAAUUGGAAAUCACUACGUUGUAAAGAUAGAUCUGAAUGAUAUUUGCGAGGAGAGAGGAUGGCAGGUCUGGGCCGGUGAAAAGAAACACAGUUGCACAUGGAAAAAGGAGGGAAAGAAGAAAAAUAAUGGUCUCCCGCGCCUCCCUCGUUACCUCGUGCUUUUGCGGGAAGUCGAAACACUCGAAGGGCAGGACGGUCUCUCUCACGUUCACUGUGGCUCCACCGUUUCGUUAGUGCAUGCCGUAGAGAGUAGCUAUUGCUGGUUGGUUGGUUGGUUUGUUGUUGUGUUGUUUAAUUUAAAUCACUUAAGGCACUGUUUUCUUCUUUUGUAAAAAAAAAAAAAAGAAAGAAAAAAAGAAAAAGAAAAGAAAAAAAAAAGAAAUAUUCACUGUGCACUUACGGAGAAGAUAACCAAAAACAUUGUGAUUCUAGAAGUUCUCUUUUUGAUAAACCAAAGAUUUUAGAAGUCAUUCCAUUGUUAGCUUGUAAACAUGUGUGAACACAGAGUGUUUUGGGGGACCGCUACUCUGAAACGCUGGCAGAUCUAAGGUGGGGGGUAGAGGUGCAUAUGUGUGUAGACAUAUGCAUGUCUGUAUCCAUGCCAUGUGUCUGUGUCUCUACACGAUGUUACAUGUACACAGUGUUACAGAGCAUUCUCUACCCAAAGCCCUUAAGCCCCAGCUUGAUGUGAAAUGAUACUUGGCCUUUCUUACUAUGAGUUCCUGAUUCAUCAACAGACCCCACAUUGCCUCUCUGUGUAUGACUGACAGCUCGAGCCCCGUGACUCACGGCCACUUGCUCACCAUGGCCAUGCUCAUCUUGACAAGGACUAUGGACGUGAAGAGACACAACAGCUUCACCCUUAGCUGCCGGGAACGGUGAACACCGUCUCUCGUAGGAAAGCAUCAGAGGGACACGAAGACCGUUCUGACAUUCCUUGAUCAGCACCCUGCUUUGAGAGAUCCACACUGUACUUUUUCUUUUUUUUUCUUUCCAUUUUCUCUUAUGUCAGUCAUCAGAACCAGGAGCUGAGAGGGAAGCGUUACCCGUCUUUCCUGGGAAGGAGAAAACUCUUACUAACACAUUCCUCACUUUUGUUGGUCCCGAAGAUGUUGACAUUUUAUUAGGAUCUGGACGAAGCUUGCCAGUCAGUACCUUUAUCAUGUGCCAUGUUGUACGACUUUAUGUUAUUUUUGCGCCCUUGCCGCCUUUGGAAAACAAACUCACAGGGUCCCCUACUCGGGCUAUUUCCAGCAGAAGGACUGGCCUUGGUUGGGAGGCCGCUGUGCUUUGUUAAGAUGGUGCACUUGUCUGGAGACGCCGGUAGGAUGUUACCAGCACUGCACACUCAUCACAGAGCAGACCCCUGGAUUCCUGGUCUCAGCCCCCUCCCACAGGCCCCGCACACCGAUUCCCUCUCUCUCUCCCCAUCUGUCAGAUGCGGCACUUAACGGUAUAAAACUAGGGAUACCUGGAAGAAACUCGGAGAAGUCGGCUGCACCGAGUGAAUCAGACCACGCUAAGUCAUCUAUCUGCUAGCGGGAGUUUUUAUUUUAAGUACUUUUUAAACCGUUGAGUGCGUCCUCUUUUCUGGAGACCAGUGGGGCGUGACUAGGGGGAUGCGCGGAGACGACUGAAGGUGGCCACGUUCCAGCUUCUUCACACUCUCAGAGCUGCAAGGAGCCGCAUGUGGUUUUCUCCAGAUUUCUGGGACUCCCGUGGUGACGCAGGCCCCACAGAGUUCGCAGCCAACCCCAAUGUCGCUGCGGCCGCGUGGGUUCGCGCUUACUCAGCAGAGUCAGAAAAUGCAUCUGUGCACAUGCUCUCCUUAAGCGAGCGGUCAUUCGUAGUAGCCCUGCUUCUAACAAUAUCAUUGAGACGGCACGCGUUCUGUUUUAAGGAGGAGAGGGAGGGGGAGAGGACAGAAGGGAGGGGAGGAAGAAAGGAAGGAAGGAAGAAGGAAGGAAGGGAGAGAGAGAAGGAGCAAAAGAGGGAGGAAAAGAAAGAGGGAAGCCAAGAGAGUCUCCGUCUGAAUAGUCACGGGUCUCUGCACUGGUGGCCUUUGCCAUUCAAAGACAUUUCUUUCUGAUCUGGAAAAACAAACCAACAAACAAAACCCUUUCCCAAUGAUUUAAGACAGUCCUUUUCAAGAUCCGUUUAAACUCCACCAACUCUUCAGAAACACACACAGACCUGGCUGAAACUCCCACAUCAAGUCAACUCACCCCGUGGGCCAUUCCUUGACAUCUGGUCUGCGGCGAGCACACCGAUUCCCAGAUGUCCACCACUAAUCGGACGAGGUGUACCCACGGUUCAGGUUCUGGGACUUGAGCUGUGGUUCCUACAAGCAAGAGCACUUGGAAUCUCCCAGUCCUCAAAUCAGAAACCCUUUGCUAUGAUUUAAAAAAAAAAAAAAAAAAAAAAAAAAGGUGUGGAGGAUGUAGUCUUCAUUUUUCUGGUCCCUGUCUUUGACUUUACAAGCUCUCUCUGCAAAAGGGACACUUGGGGUGGGGUAGGGGUGCCCACUGUAAGCCAGGCCCCUUAGGAGAAGAGCAAUCAGCCCCCCCCCCCUUGAUUCCUCCCAGUGGGAAGCCCACAAAGGCGGGCACACCGUUUGCUGUCAAAGAUGAGUCAACUCAGAAUAAAAAGAGUCUGGGGGUCUUCAUUCUCUUGUAGUUCUCCUACAAAUCUCCUAUAAAUCCAGAUGGUCCUAUAGUUCUGGGAACUGUUCAGGUUGUGUUAGGGAAGCUGACUUUGAUUCUAGAAUCCACAUUUCCGGAGGACUCCUGGCUAGCUUGAGACGAUGCACAAGAAGACGAUUUCAAGACAGGGAAAGACCUGGGAAGAAUUUCUCUACCCUCUACCAGGGAAAUUGUAAGAGGACUCACUAGGGUCAACAACAUAGAAGUAAUGAUUCUGCUUCUAGGAUCUGGUGAUUUCCCCAGUGGAUUAGGACCAACAAACUCCUGAACAUCUCAUGCUUCUUUAAUCACCAGCUCCCAUCAUGGACACUGGUCACCCGAGUUUCCUCUACGAAUGGUUUAACAGCUCCAAAGUGUUUAUGGAAAGAGGGAGUAUAAUGAUGGGGAACUUGGAUGCUAUUCUAGUGUUUUCCAAAGGAAGAGAAAGCACCCUGCUCCCUAGAGUUCCCCUCCAGAGGGCCUACAGUGAGGAAAAAGGGUGCUUGAAGCCCUUUGAUGGAGAAACCCAAAGACAUACUUUGCAAAGAAAUCAGAAAAGCCGGCAUAUGUUUUCUGGGGGGAGCUGUGUGUUGUGUUCACGUCUGUCUCCCUUGCUCAACUAUCCAUUACCAGAAAGAAAGGUGGAUUACCAGGAAAAGAAGCAAUGGCUAAAGUACCAAAGUUGGCAUGUGUUCUUUUAAAAAAAUAUAUAAAUAUAUUUUUAAAUAAAAUGUUUAUUUUGAAAAA